AUGCGAGAGCUAAUCCUUACCAUGGCCUGGCUGAUGAUAAUCAGCGCCGUGUUAGUUUUCUUAGCCUUGCGGUUUGGAUUAACUGCUGGAUAUGGAAGAUACACCAAUGUUUCCCGAUUUGGUUUGAACCCAAAACUCGCAUGGUUCAUUCAGGAGGCUCCUUCCUUCUUCAUCCCUGUUUACUGCUUGUUUAUUGGGACAAACUACACCGGUCAUCAUUUGACUCGACUUUUCCUCAUUCACUAUAUAAACAGAGUGUUUGUCUUUCCAUUCCGCAUUCGUUCCACAACUACUUCUCCACUCUACAUUAUGGCUUCUGCCGUCUUUUUCUGCACCUACAAUGGAUUUAUGCAAGGAGUCUGGAACUCAUUCUAUCAAGAGGAAGAACCAGCUCUUACCGCUCGUCACUACAUUGGAUCCGCCCUCUACUUCUACGGAAUGUACAUCAAUCACAAAGCCGACAAGAUUUUGUUCAACCUGAGAGCCCCUGGAGAGACUGGAUACAAAAUCCCCACUGGAUGGUUGUAUGAGCAUAUCUCCUGCCCGAACUACUUCGGUGAAAUUGUUGAAUGGACCGGAUACGCUAUCAUCGCCUGGAACCUUCCAGCUCUUGCUUUCGCGAUCUUCACCGCCUCCAAUAUCGGACCGAGAGCUCUUAGCCAUCAUGCAUGGUACAAAGAGAAGUUCCCGGAGUAUCCACCACACCGCAAGGCAUUGAUCCCAUUCCUCUUGUAA
This is a messenger RNA of Caenorhabditis remanei, 735 nucleotides long. RefSeq lists its product as uncharacterized. Gene Ontology annotation, biological process: steroid biosynthetic process. The transcript is spliced from 4 exons. The coding region runs from base 1 to 735 and encodes 244 amino acids. NCBI's taxonomy places the organism in Eukaryota, Metazoa, Nematoda, Chromadorea, Rhabditida, Rhabditidae. The record is from RefSeq and is a predicted model, not a curated record. Gene Ontology annotation, cellular component: membrane. Gene Ontology annotation, molecular function: 3-oxo-5-alpha-steroid 4-dehydrogenase activity.